GUCAAUAAUGGAGUAAUUAAUGUGAUAAUAAAUAUUGAUAAAUUCUUUAAUCUUAUUUAUUUUUUAUGAAAUAUAAAAAUACAGUGAAUAAUGGAUAUACUUCCAGGUAUUUGUUAGUUGGGCCCCAACGAAUCUGCACGGUUUAAUGUUAAUAGUGUCCUAUUUGUUUUAGAUCUUAUUAGAUUAAGGAAAUGGAGGGUGUUAAUGCAUCUUUCAAAAAAGGCCCAGGUCUUUAUGAGUUUCUCAUAGAAGCUGAAUUACAACAAUAUUUUAAUAGUUUCAAAAAUACACUAAAGAUUACUCAUCCUUCUCAGUUGAAAUUUACUACAGAGAGUGACUUAAUUGAAAUUGGAAUGUCUAAACCAGAAAUGCGACGUUUAAGAAAGUACUAUGAAAAGCAUUUUCCUCAUAAUUAUUUAUCUAAAUUCAAAAAAUUAUUAACUCACCGGAAACAUGAGAACUCUGUUACCGAUGCAUGUCUCUUGGCGACUACUGAUUCUUUAACACUAUCGAAGUCGCCAAGAGUUUCAAGUAAACAUAUAAUUCCUGCUGCAAGUAUAACCAUUAACAAAGAACUGGGUAUGGGAGAGUUUGGGGUUGUUCAGCAAGGUGUCUGGUGCAAUGAGGGAGAACGAAUACAGGUUGCAAUAAAGUGCUUAUCACGUGACAGAAUGCAGAGCAAUAUGGUUGAAUUUUUAAAAGAAGCUUCUAUAAUGCACAACAUAGAUCACCCAAAUAUUGUAAGAUUUUUCGGUGUUGUUUUACCAAACGUCGAGGGAAGUUUGAUGUUGGUAACAGAAUUAGCACCGUUGAGGUCCUUACUGGAAUGCCUUAAGGAACCAUCAUUGAGGUCCAGCUUUCCAGUGCUAACUUUGUGUGAUUUUGCAUAUCAAAUAUGUGAUGGAAUGCAAUAUUUAGAGGCCAAUAGACUUAUACACAGAGAUCUGGCUGCCAGAAAUAUAUUAGUAUUCUCCAAAAACAAAGUAAAAAUCUCAGACUUUGGCCUAAGCCGAGCAUUAGGUCAAGGCAAAGACUACUACCAAACUAAUUUUAACGUUAAUUUAAAAUUACCCAUAGCCUGGUGCGCUCCAGAAUGCAUAAGUUAUUUACGCUUUACUACUGCCAGUGAUGUUUGGGCAUUUGGUGUGACCCUCUGGGAGAUGUUUUCCUACGGUUUCCAACCAUGGGCCGCCCUAACAGGUCAGCAGAUUUUGGAAGCCAUAGAUGAACCUAAUUGUCAGAGGUUGGAACAGCCAGACUGUUGUCCAUUGGAACAUUAUAAUUUGAUGUUGGAUUGUUGGAGACAUGAAGCUGCCACAAGGCCUAGAUUUGCUGACAUCGGACCUAUUUUGGCAGAAUCUAGGCCUGAACAGGUUCAGGCUAAACUGUCUUCGAGUGAAGGGCCCCACAUGUUAACUUUCAGAGUUGGGGAUGUUAUAACUGUAUUGGAUAAAAAGACACAUCAGCCUUUAUGGAAAGGUGCAACAACAAGUGGUAAGACAGGAUUAUUUGAUCCCGUCAAUGUUGUGGCUUAUCUUGGUAGUGAUUUACCAAGUUCCUCCUUCUUGCGCACAGAUAGUACUAGGUCUUCGGCCAGGAGGAAAUUGAGAAGUGAAAUGAUCAGUGCACCUCAAGGUGAUUUAAAACAUACCGGCCAUGUUGGACUUGAUGGGGCAUAUUUUGGAGAUCUGAGCUUUUUAGGAGGUUCCAAAGGAAAUUACGGCAGUGUUCCUACUCAGGUAGUCGCUCCUUAUAGACCCCACACCCACAAGGAUCUUGAGGCUGCCCCCCUUCUUGAAGGUGACCAUGUUCCUGCACCGGCACCUCUUCAAGAUCACGAGUAUCAUGAAAUAAGUGAUGAAGAGAACACGCACAGUCCCAGUUUAGAUUUGGGUCCGUCCUUGAUGGCCGAAAUGGAGAUGAUGUUUAGUUCGUUGGGACAACAAAAUCAUUCUGUAGAUCACGAGGGUUCCUCCAACAGGAGUAACGAGUUACGGGAAAAAAUGAACACAAAAUCGAGGAAACAGGCCACCGUGAAACCGAUUUCAGCACACGAUCAAAAGACACUAGAUACUGCGAUUGCAUUAGCCAAUGAAAUCACGACAAGAUCAAUGUCUGCACCAGUUCCUACUACUCCAGCUUCUCCCAGUAAGAAGAAAUUUAGUUUUAAAUUCCCUUCUGUACAUGAACAAGAUAAACAUAGCGAGAGAAGAAAUUUUUCAGAAGAAGCGCUCUCUACGUCCGAUCUGCAGUCUAAAGUUACACAAGAGGCACACUUGGCGUACCAAGGUCUUGUAGAGAGCCCAACCAAUGAGGUAACGCAGUUGAUGGUGACAAACCCGUUAAGGAUUUUACGUUCUGGUCAACCCGUAAUAAAUACCAGGAACAGAUCGGCCAGUUUAGCCAGUAGUACUCUUCCUCCUAAACUGCAUAGUUCUGCCAGAAAUUCAAUUCCGGAUAAUUUAAAUGGUUCACAAGAUUUUUCACAUGCAACGCUACCAAGACAACACAGUAUAACCCCAAAAAUUGAACGUCUAAGAGAAGAGAAUCCUAUACCUCUACCACCUAGAGAUCGCAACAAAGUUCUUUUAACAGCGAAGGCAAGGCAUACCCGGAAGCACCCAUUAAUAAUACCCCCUACUAGUCUCCAGCGAACGUUGGAUAAAGUGAACACUGCCUCUCCGCCCCCCGUGAGCACUAGUGAUCCAUUUCAAAAACCAGAACCUGUUUACACCAAUAACGUUCCUCAAAUCAGUCAAAAAAUUCCAGAAUCUCAACACUUCGAAGAGCAAAUCGAAUCAAACUUAAAUGCUCUGGAUGAAAUUCCGGCAGAACAAGAUGUGGUAGAUGGCAUAAACGAAUUUGGGGGUUUGAAGAACGAUGACGAAAAAAUUCAUAGCCAUCACGUUAGCUGCGAAGAUCUUCUGAAGUUUGCUAACACGAAACCCAGCUCUAGGACCAGAGGAAAUGACUCCGAUGAAGUUAGAAUUAUGUCCAAAGUUUUGGGAAAAGAUGUAACAACGGAGAAAUGUCUUCAAGCGCUUGAUCAAUCUGAUUGGGAUGUAAUGAAAGCAAUCAAAAUUUUGAAACUUCAAAAUGUUGUAAGUGCAGACUUAAGUGCUUGUUUCAAUGCUUUGGAGAACUCGAUGUGGGACAUUACGAGAGCUGCUCAGUGGAUUCUGCAACAAGACGGCGAAGUAACGCAAGUGUAAUAUACUUAUUUUUUGUUCUAUUAAGUUUUUGGAAAUUUUUUAUUUAUUAUUAUCUUGCCAAUAAUCUAUUUAUAUUAAUAAUAUUGAUUAUGUUGAGAACUAACAUAUUUAUACACACAAUAAAUUUUUAU
This is a messenger RNA of Anoplophora glabripennis (Asian longhorned beetle), 3343 nucleotides long. It is a transcript of the gene Ack-like, whose product is annotated as tyrosine-protein kinase PR2. The coding region runs from base 192 to 3212 and encodes 1006 amino acids. The record is from RefSeq and is a predicted model, not a curated record. Lineage: Eukaryota; Metazoa; Arthropoda; Insecta; Coleoptera; Cerambycidae. The transcript has 12 exons. Gene Ontology annotation, molecular function: protein binding; protein tyrosine kinase activity; ATP binding. Gene Ontology annotation, biological process: protein phosphorylation.